UGUUGGUAAGCAGUAGCCGAUACCCAGAUCAGUGGAUUGUACCAGGUGGAGGAAUGGAACCAGAAGAAGAGCCAGGGGGAGCAGCUGUCAGAGAGGUGUAUGAAGAGGCUGGAGUAAAGGGAAAGCUAGGCAGACUGCUUGGGAUAUUUGAGCAGAACCAGGAUCGGAAGCAUAGGACAUAUGUUUAUGUUCUUACUGUGACGGAAAUACUGGAAGACUGGGAGGAUUCAGUUAAUAUAGGAAGGAAAAGAGAAUGGUUUAAAGUAGAAGAUGCAAUCAAGGUCCUUCAGUGUCACAAGCCUGUUCAUGCAGAAUACUUGGAAAAACUGAAACUGAGCUGUUCACCCACAAAUGGAAACUCUGUGGUUCCCCCUCUUCCAGAUAAUAACUCCUUAUAUGUCACUUCUGCACAGACUUCUGGGUUGCCCUCUACUGUGAGAUAAACAUUUGGAUUACCUUUUUAUUCAUGUCAUCACAAGGGGAGACAUCUGUGAUCACAUGUAGGAAUCUGUAUAACUGUCAGUUCUAAGUGAAAUAUGUGAAUGUGUCAUAAUGUCAAUUUUAUUUGAACAUAUUUUUCCUUUUUAACAAUGUAAAAUAGUAUUUCAGCAAACCAAAGCCAUAUAUGGAUUUUUUUAAAUGCCUUAAUAGGCCAUUUAAAAAAAAAAUUACUUGAGUAUAUAGAUUUCCAAUCUGCUAAAAUAAAAUAUGCAUCUCAGUGGUGUUCAGCUUAUUUAAGACAUUAUUGUCAGUUUUAGUCAGUAGUUCUGCAAGAGUACUUGCUUAGAAAAAAGUUUGAGCCAACAGUCUUAUACUAAACUCUUACUAGGUAUCCACAGAUGAACUGCUAACAUCUUAAGAUGGUGGUAUUUGGGUAAAUGGGUGUGUUGAAGGCAGAGAUGCUUAAGUGUGACUGCAGUAAAGCACUAAACCACAUUCAACCUGUCAAGAGCAAAGGAUACCAACACUAAGCACUGCUUGCCUCGGUUACCCAAAAGGUUACCUUGUCGUAUGCAAUCUUCAUGUAAUGUAUAACAAGAGCAAGAACAAUAACUCUGUCUUGCAACUACCAAAACUAUCCACUGUAUUUCUGUUUCUUCAUUUGGUCAGCUGAUGAACUGUCAGAGGACUUACAUGAAAAGCAUUGUAGAUCCCUCUUCCCCCAUUUUUUCCUUUUAGCAUUUUGAUACAUGUUUUGUUCAUGGUGUAAUUACACUGCAAGUUCCAAAGCCUUCUAAUCUUCAAUGAGAAGCAUCUUGGGUAGUGUUCCUGCAGUCAGUUGUAAUUUUAAAAUGUUUAGAGGAAAAUAAGACUUACCCAAGGGGGGCGGGCACCCUUAUGUUACAGAGGUCUGUUAGCAAGCAUCUGUUGAAGUGUCUUGCCCAGCAGGAGGUAGUAGUGGUACCUCCUGGGCUUGGAGACAGGUGGGUUGAUACUUACACUAGUGAAAAAAUGAUACUCCUUUGUCUUAUUCAAAAGGUGUGCUGAGAACCUCAAUUUUAAGUUAAUUCUUAAAUAUUUCCCUUUCACUGAUUUAACAUAGAUUGCUUUAGCUUCUUGAGUUAAAAGCUGUCCUCUUGAUAAAAACUUAGUUGGAAUAAAUGAGGUACAGCUGACAACUUCCCUGUUCUUAAUUAUUCAAUCCUCUUUUUUUCAGCUGGAAAAUAAGACCAACAGUGGAUUUAGUUAAUGUUUUUACCAUAGGAUUACCCUCUAUGUACAUGUGUGUGUAUGGUUUCUUCUACGGGAACACAAUCUAAUUCAUAUAAACAUCCUAAUUCUGAUUUUUUUUUUCCCUAGGAUCUAAACCCAACUGUACCUCCUCUCUAGCCAGCCAAAACAGAAGUUGAGGUAGACCAUUACCUCACAUGUGAAAUUUAUUCUGGGUAAAGCUCAUUCUCUUACACAACAUUUGAACCCUUGUAAAUAGUCCAACUAGUAAAUAGUGAGUGUAAAAUGGAAAAGAAAUGUAAUUUAAACCUUUUGUUACUCAAUACAUGAAUGGUUAACUUCUACUUUUUUAACACAAAUUGUGUAAAAUGCUGCUAUGAAUUUUUUUGUGCUGUUACACUUUUUUAGGAAAAAAUGUUGUUGCCACAAGUUACUCAUUAGAAAAUCAAUCUUGUGCCAUAUGUAAAUGUAGUGAAAUUAGGGAGACAGAUGAACUGAUCUUUUAAUGCUGCUCUCUUUGAAGAGGCAUAAAUACUACUGACAAGAGGCAUGAGCCACCAAACUGAAGACUUCUAAAGUGUUGAGUAGGAUGCUGUUUUCCAUCCCUGUAUUUCCUAUUCCAGGUCACUUCUGAACUAGAAAGAACAAUCAACUCUGUUCAGGUGUACCUAGAGGUGGAAGUAUUGCCAACAGCUUAUCCACCCUUGCAGUCAUGAGGGGGGGGCGUCAGGGAAGGAGUUUUAAUAUAUUUCAGUAGUGCACACAAGCGUAUUCAUACUUUACACUGAUUCUAAUCUAUAUUGGGAUGCCAUUUGCUCAGCUUACUUCAUCAAACUGAAUGGUCUAUCAAAAGCACUGCUUUGCCAGGUGAAACAGAAGAAAGUGGAGUUGAGCAUGUUGAAGAAUGUCUGAUUUUUUUUUUAUAAAAUCAUACCCACCAUGUGUAAGGGUACCUCUGGCUCUAAAUCUGCCUUUAAAAGAGCUUAGCUCCCUUUUUUGAUCAGGUUGAUGCUCACUUUUUGUUCAGUAGACAUUUUAACACUUUAAAUUGAGCGAACUUGUACAGGCUUUCUUGUAACAAGAUUACAUAGAAUCUGUGAAAGCUAAAACAAGAAUCCAGAGUUUGAGUUCUUCACAAAAAAAUGCUUGUCUCCAUUUCAGAUUCUUGGAAUGAAACCAAUCCAAGCUUGUAUGAGAUUUAGUGGUAAUGCAUGAUCUUAUUUUGUAACUCUUGAAUUAUGUAUUUGAUAAUAAUGUAAAAAUGUACAGUAUUGCUGUUGCUAACAAACUCAGAGUUGAUUGCCUAUAAAUAUUUUGGUUAUUUUUUGGUCACACACAUUUGAGCUGUUUUGUAGUGCCAGACAGAUUUAAUUUUUUUUAAACAGCAUUUGUUGUAUAAAUCUCUUCAGUCUCUAUGCAACCUUCAGAAUGAAGCUCUGUUGCUUAGUUUGACUUCUAUUCCCUUUCAAAGAUAAGCGUUCUGUGAAUUGUAAAGCUAAAUGGAAAACACUUCAAUUACGCUACAGGGAACCACUGUAAUAAACAGGCAGCAGUAUGGCUUCAGUCCUAAUUAAUUCUGACACUAAACUUCAACAGAAAGAGUCUGUGUAAAAAUCAGAAUAGAAAGGCUAAAGUUUUUCUACUACAUAUCAAUUUAAAUGUAGAAGUUUUUUGGUUUAUGUAUUUGUUCCAUAAAGUACAGAAUUUGGAUUUUUCUCAUGCCAUAAAUUCUGUACAAUGUAUCCAGAUUUUGUUCUCCAGAGAAAGGGAAGAGACAGGUUAUCUUCAGUUUUCAGUCUAGUUUGUACUGCUGCUUUUUCCUGGCUGUUGGGUUUUAAAUUAUGAGUUAGAUUAUGGUGGUAUCAAAUAGAAAUAGCCUUAAAGUUUAAAAGCAUGUGGAGCCAGAAUUAAGUUAAAUGGAUGUGCUUUUAAACAC
Athene cunicularia (burrowing owl) is the source of this 3607-nucleotide messenger RNA. It is a transcript of the gene NUDT4, whose product is annotated as nudix hydrolase 4. Gene Ontology annotation, cellular component: cytoplasm; nucleus. The transcript has 4 exons. Gene Ontology annotation, molecular function: bis(5'-adenosyl)-hexaphosphatase activity; bis(5'-adenosyl)-pentaphosphatase activity; diphosphoinositol-polyphosphate diphosphatase activity. The record is from RefSeq and is a predicted model, not a curated record. Bases 54 to 443 code for a protein of 129 amino acids. Gene Ontology annotation, biological process: diphosphoinositol polyphosphate metabolic process; diadenosine pentaphosphate catabolic process; diadenosine hexaphosphate catabolic process. Lineage: Eukaryota; Metazoa; Chordata; Aves; Strigiformes; Strigidae.